Phymastichus coffea is the source of this 1205-nucleotide messenger RNA. It is a transcript of the gene Non3, whose product is annotated as ribosome production factor 2 homolog. Gene Ontology annotation, biological process: ribosomal large subunit assembly; maturation of LSU-rRNA from tricistronic rRNA transcript (SSU-rRNA, 5.8S rRNA, LSU-rRNA). NCBI's taxonomy places the organism in Eukaryota, Metazoa, Arthropoda, Insecta, Hymenoptera, Eulophidae. Gene Ontology annotation, molecular function: rRNA binding. The coding region runs from base 141 to 1097 and encodes 318 amino acids. The record is from RefSeq and is a predicted model, not a curated record. Gene Ontology annotation, cellular component: nucleolus. The transcript is spliced from 5 exons.
AGCAGCUCAGUCCACGUGCGCAUCGUUCUAUUAUGUAUUUUAACAGCUUUAAAUGCAUUAAAAAGUAUUUACAAUAAUAUUUAGGUGUAAAGUGAUUGUUAAACAUUGAAAGAUUCACGAGUAUACUUUAAGAAGUUAAAAUGCCUGUAAUGGAGCGAGUUAUUAAACCUAAAACUCAUAAAGGGAAAAAAGCUAUUUUAGCAAGGGAACCUAAAAUAAUUGAAGAUACGAAACAAACAUUCUUUUUGAAAGGCACCAAGACAACAGAAGUACUUCAAGAAUGUAUGAAAGAUUUGUAUAAGCUGAAAACGCCAGAUGCUCAGAUAUUGAAAAAAAAAAAUGAAGUACACCCAUUUGAAGAUUCAACACUAAUUGAAAAUUUUGGCAGAAAGUUAAAUGCUUCCUUAUUUAUGAUGAUAUCAAAUAGCAAGAAGAGGCCAAAUAAUCUAGUUAUGGGUCGGCUGUUUGAGCACACUAUGUUAGAUCUUAUUGAAUUUGGAGUUGAAAAUUACGAAGCUUUGGCAAAGUUCAAAUUAGAUAAAAUACCAGUUGGUAUAAAACCUAUGCUAGUUUUCCAAAGCGAAUUAUUUGAAAAUAAUCAUGAAUAUAAAAGGAUACAGAAUCUUCUGAUAGAUAUGUUUCAAAGAGAACCUGUAAAUCAAAUUAGAUUGCAGGGUUUGGAACACGUUUUAAGUUUCACAGCUCAAGAUAAUUGCAUUCUUUUUAGAAGUUACAAGGUAAUGCUAAAAAAAUCAGGUUUAAGAAUACCAAGAAUUGAAUUGGUGGAAAUUGGACCACGUAUGGAUUUGAGGAUCAGAAGAAUGAAAUUAGCAUCUGAUGAUCUCUUUAAACAAGCUUGUAGGAAGCCUAAGCAACUUAAGAUCAAGAAAAAGAAAAAUAUUUCUGAAGAUAGUUUAGGUAAGACUCUUGGUAGAAUACACAUGGGUACUCAGAAACUCCACACUAUUCAGACCAGGAAAAUGAAAGGUUUGAGAAAAACAGCAACAGAAAAGAAAUUAGAGAAGAAACGAAAAGCCACAGCAGAGGGAGAAGAUAAUUCGAAAAAGCAAAAAAUGGCACAAGAGAGUAUUGAAUAAGUUAAAUUUACAAUUUUAAUAGUAGGUAAUAAAUGUUAUUUACAUGUAUGAAAGUAUUUAAUUUUAUCUGCUUCUUAUUGUCCAACUAGAUUUUUCUUGUAGAUCCUA